Messenger RNA from Callorhinus ursinus (northern fur seal), 2492 nucleotides. It is a transcript of the gene SAP30BP, whose product is annotated as SAP30 binding protein. Gene Ontology annotation, biological process: regulation of DNA-templated transcription. The record is from RefSeq and is a predicted model, not a curated record. NCBI's taxonomy places the organism in Eukaryota, Metazoa, Chordata, Mammalia, Carnivora, Otariidae. Gene Ontology annotation, cellular component: nucleus.
AGUCGUCUUCCCUCACGGAAGUCGGCUUUUUUGACUCAUAGGAGUGAGGCACUCUGGGGAUGUGGGAGUAAGAUGGCGGGGAAGAAGAAUGUUCUGUCGUCUCUGGCCGUUUACGCGGAAGAUUCAGAGCCCGAGUCCGACGGCGAGGCUGGGGUCGAAGCGGCGGGCGGCGCGCCUGAGGAGAAAGGUGGAUUAGUAUCUGAAGCCUAUGGAGAGGAUGACUUUUCUCGGCUUGGUGGUGAUGAAGAUGGUUAUGAAGAAGAAGAGGAUGAGAACAGCAAACAGUCGGAAGAUGACGAUUCAGAGACUGAAAAACCUGAGGCUGAUGACCCAAAGGAUAACCCAGAAGUAGAAAAGCGAGAUCCUCAGGAAUUAGUUGCCUCCUUUUCUGAAAGAGUCCGGAACAUGUCACCCGAUGAAAUCAAGAUCCCGCCCGAGCCCCCUGGCAGGUGUUCGAACCACUUACAAGACAAGAUCCAGAAGCUUUAUGAGCGGAAGGUAAAGGAAGGAAUGGAUAUGAACUACAUUAUCCAAAGGAAAAAAGAAUUUCGGAACCCCAGUAUCUACGAGAAGCUGAUCCAGUUCUGUGCAAUCGAUGAGCUGGGCACCAACUACCCGAAGGAUAUGUUUGACCCCCACGGCUGGUCUGAGGACUCCUACUAUGAGGCAUUAGCUAAAGCCCAGAAGAUUGAAAUGGACAAAUUGGAAAAGGCCAAAAAGGAACGAACCAAAAUCGAGUUUGUGACAGGCACCAAGAAAGGUACCACGACCAACGCCACAGCCACUACCACCACCACGGCCAGCACAGCGGUGGCAGAUGCCCAGAAGAGGAAGAGCAAGUGGGACUCGGCCAUCCCAGUGACGACGAUAGCCCAGCCCACCAUCCUCACCACCACGGCCACCCUGCCCGCUGUCGUCACAGUGACCACCAGUGCCAGUGGCUCCAAGACCACGGUCAUCUCUGCCGUGGGCACCAUCGUGAAAAAGGCCAAGCAGUGACGUGAGGGCCCAGCUUGGGGUGGCUUGGACGUUCUCUGAGGGGAGCUGCCUCUGCAGGACCUGAGGAGACUGUGCAACCCGGCGACCGACGUCGGUGCCGAGGUGCCGCCUUGUUGACUUCAGGACUGGGAUCUGCUCCCAGAUUCCACCCCACGAGAACCCUCUGUGUGGCAGCCCAGACAGGAAGGGGCCAUUGCCACAGAGGAGGCAGCUGCCGUGGACAGUGUCCACAGAGGAGUCCGGUGCCCUCUCAGAAGCGCCAUAUUCUCACAUCUCGGGCCUCUUGGCUGCACGGGCCUCUUCCGUGCUCUGUUCUGAGGCAGAAGUGGAAGUUCUGAGUGCCCUCUCCAGCUCCUCUUGUUGGGGUGACUACCUCAAGGUUGGUAGUAGAGCAGCCGAAGCCCGUGGCACUAGUCCGUGGGGGUGGCCCAGGAAGUUGCCGUGGUCGUUCCCAGCAUCUGCCUCUCGGCGCGGGCAGGCGGGAGUCCAGACAGUCGGGGCGGAGGGGGUGCUGUUCCCGCUCUGCGCUGCCCUGACCCUGAAACCCGGCCAGUUCUCCGACAAGAGCCGAGGCCUCGGGGGUAUUGAGCCCUCCCCGACCACUUUUUAGACACACCCCAGCUUUUGAAGUCAAGCCAGUUACCAGAAGGCCUGAGUUGGAUCCCCAGCCCAUGCAGGGAGCCCGGGAGGCCUGAGCGCCUGGCCAGGGCUGCCCCGGUGCCUCAGUGCCCAGCGAGCGCGGCCAGCAGGCUCCCCGCGGUGUGCAGCAUGAAUCACCUCCUGCCCCGGCCGGCGGCAGCUCAUUGUUUACCUGGAAGCCAGGCUCUUGGCAGGCUCCUGCCACCCCACCUUUCCUGUGCCUGUUAUCUCUGCCCCACAGCAGUGCCUGGGCAGCGCCUGCGGCCGCCAGGUCCCCCUUAAAGCCAAAACCGAAUUUCCCAGCCGCUGUUGGCCCAAGAGUCCGGAGGGAAUUCACUCGCCUUCCUUGCUCCUUGGCCACUCUCCAGGCCCGCGGAAGGGCUCCGUGUCAGAGAGGGAAGCCGGGCUGUGAAGAGCCGUGUUGCUUCGGUGGCACGGGCGGAGGGUUAGGAAGGAGGUGCUACGAUGACAUCUGGUAACUGCUUCGUCACCAGAGAAGUAGGAUGAUCCUGCCCCUGUCCCCAAAAUCACUGUUGACCCACGGGCAUCCCUUCCCCCCUCGCCCCCCUCCACACACAGGCGCUGAGAGGGGUCAGUGGUCACCCUCCCCUCUUUUGAUGGGACUUAGCAACCCUGGAGAGGAGCUGCGACUUCCAGCGGAGGCCCCUCCAUAGUGCAAGGGCACCGGGGCUUGUGUGGGAGGCCGUGCGGUGCCGUGGGAGUGGCCGGCAUACACCUGGCACCUCUGCUCUGGAUCCUGGCUUAGACAAGUUGUGUUUUAGUUGUGUGUCCUGGGCCCUUAUCUCUGUGAGGCUUCCCUAUCGGAUCCCCGGAAUAAAGCUUCCUAAGGCAAC